AUGCCACCGCCCGCGCACACCCCCGUCGCGCCUCCGCGAGAACGUCCCGGCCCGGCCGAACUGCCUACCGAACUGCUCCAACUCGUCGAUUCGCUCUCCGUCCGUUUCGACGACUUGUUCCAAUUCCAACUCCCCCAAUUGAGCCAUUGCGAUGGGCCGAUGCAGCAGCAUGAGGCGCUCGUCGCCGCGUUGAGGAACGAGCUGAAUGGGAUCAAGAGGGAUGUCGAGGUGCGUCAUCCGUUCGAGUGACGAUCGUGCAUGCUUUUCAAAGCAGCGGCCUCGACUUUUGAUUCUUUCCUGAUCUGAUGCACCCCGUUGUCCGACGCGCACACUCGCUCAGGAACUCAAACUCCAAGUCGACGACCUCGACCGGGCACGCGAUCGAAGGGCCGGACUGCAACAUGUUCAACACGUACAACAACUAUUCGACGCGUACGUACAUGUCUUUGUUCUGCGCAGGAACUCUCUUUACUAACUCCUCCGACCCCAUCCACCUGCACAGCGUCUCGAAGCAAUACCGAGCCGCCGUACUCGCGUCCAAGAAACGGAUCGACCAAGCUCGGCCGAUCACGGGCAGAGAAGAAUUGUUCGCUUCGACGAAUAGCAAAGCCGCGUACCCCACUCGCAGUCAAGGCUUGCAGCCCAAGCCUCCGAUGAUGGGACAGGGAAGGGGAGCGGCGGAUCAAUCGUCAGUUUUUCGUUGGGAAACCUGAUCUUCUUCCUGUGCUCAUUCUGAUUCGUUCCCCAUCCAGUGCCGACGACGCCCUCAUGUCCGCCACCUCGGACGUGACCGAAGGUCUGCGUCGCACUCUCCAACUGAUGCAAACCGAAGUCGACCGUUCGGUCCUGACCAACGAAGCCCUAGAACAACAAACUUCGACCUUGCAAAUGACCAACGAAUCCUACUCGACCUUAUCGUCCCUGCUGAACGUCUCCAAAGCGUUGAUCACCUCCUUGGAGAAGGCCGAUUUCUUGGAUCGGUUGAUCCUCUUGGCCGCGUUGGUGUUCUUCGGGUUGUGUUGCGCUUACGUUUUCAAACGAAGGGUCGUCGAUAAAGGUGUUCGAGUCGCCGGUUUGAUGGGUCAAGUCGUAGGGAGAACCAGUCAAAUUUCGGGCAAGCUGUUGGAGAGAGUCGUCCCCGGUGGUACAGAGAUCUUGGACAAAUGGCUACCCUCGACGGGUGGGGACGGGGGAAAAGAAGGUACGAUCGCCCAAGUCGUGGACAAGGUUGGUCCUGUGGUCAGGAAGGUGGGGGGGUUGGUCAAGAGGCAUGGGAGUGAAGUCGUGAUGACGAUCAUCACCACCGUCGGGGCUCUGGCAACGCAGGGGCAGAACUUUGUGAUCGCGAAAAUGAACAACGGGACGGUGGUUGCCGAUGACGAUGACGAUGACGAUGACGAUGACGAUGAUGAUGACGACGAGGAUGACGACGAUGACGAGGAUGAUGAGGAAGAGGACGCAUCGGUCGUCAACACGAUAUUGCCCAAGGAUGACAAGGAGAACAAAACGGCCGAACCUGUUCUAACGAUCAAGGAGGAAAUCGAACCUCAGACCGAGCAAUGGGUUAGUAAGGAAGAGGCGCCUGCUGCGAUCGUCGUUGAAGAGGCGAACGUACCCCAGGAGGCGGUCUCGAUACCUCUUUCCGUAGUGGAGGUGAAGAACAAGGUGGAGGAGGUCAAGGAACCGGAGCCGGAGCCGGAGAAGGUCGUGGUGUCUCAAGAAUCUGAGGAGGACGACGACGAUGACGAUGACGAUGACGAUGACGACGACGAGUUUGAAGAAGAGGACAGUGUCUUUGCGACGCUGGUCGAAUCCAAACUUGUCAAUGAUGACUUGCCCCUUGAGGUCAAACCUCAAGUCAAGGAGUCGAAGGAUGUCCCCGUUUCGGACAACACGGACGCUCUACUCGAAGAGGAGGUCACACCCGUCGAAGAGGCACCAUCCGUGAAGGAGGACAUUAACGAACAAGCGGAAGCACCUACGAUGUCCGAGGUCGAAGAGCCACUUUCUCAAGAUGAAGAAGUCCUCGACCCCGCACCCGUCUCCGAAGCUCCCGAGCUCGUACUGGAAGAAAUGACCCCCGUCGAUGCGCCCGUUGAAGCUUACGACGUUUCCCCUCCCACCGAAGUCGAGCUUGAACCACCCUUCGAUCAUGCAUUCCCAGAGGUCGACGCGACGCUCAUCACCGAAGUCGUAGAAGAAGCUCAAGCGCCUAUCGAAGAAUCCGAAGUCAUGGAGGACAUCGUUGAUGGACGUGUGGACAUCGUCGAGCCUGUUCCGGUCGACGAGACGGCGACGAUGGCGAGUGAAUACCCACCUGCUCCUACGCCCGCUCAAGAACCUGUACUCGGUGCGACGAAUGAGGAACCGGCUCAAUUCGAAGCGACGCCUACACCACCACCUGAACCCGUCGUCGACGACGCGACCCAGCUUGAGGAGGAGACCGUCGAUAUCGAUGCUACUGCCACUGCUCCCGCCCAAGCUGAGAUCGAAGUCGAAGCUUCUCUGCCACUCGAGACUGGAACACUCAAAGCCGCCGCCUUGACCAGUGAGGAAGCUAUGGACGACGCGUUCGACCUUCCUGGUGGCUCGGGGGCGUUUGGACAAGAUGUGAUGGGGGCCUAUCAGAAUGCGACUGCGAAGGCGGCGCCUGAACCUGAGAUUGAGAUUGAGGAGGCGGAGGUGGUGGAGGUGGCGGAGCCGGUCGUCGUGGAGGAGUCGACAUUGGUCGAUGCGGGUACUCAGACCGAUGAGGUGGGAAAGGAGAAGGUCGAGGAAGCGCCUUCGCAACUCGACGAGGUCGUACCCACUCCUGGACCUGCUUCCGAAGCUGUCGAGGAGGCCCCAUCACCCGAGGAACAAACCGAGAAGGUCUUUGAUCCUCUCGAGCAUCAACCCCCCCAUCGACCUACUCAAUACGUUGAAGAUGCUCAACAACAGAUCGAGGAGAAUGUUGUCACAUCGGACGAGGCUCAAACAAGAGCUGAGGAAGCGGACGACGAUGACGAGGACGAUAAGGACUCGGAUCUUCUCGACUUCAAUCUCGACGAUGAUGCCGAUUUAGAAGCGUUACUUGCACCUCCUACGACACCUUCUUCGACGACAGCUUCGGAGGAACCCGCCAUUGCUGAGCCUGUACCCGCCGAGGCGGCUGUACCCAACGUUGAAGAGGCGGAGGAAGCGGCGGAAAAACCUGCUGCUCCGGGCUUUGCGGCUCUCCCUGUCAAGGAUGUUGAGGUUGAUGAGGCGCUCUUGCAAGCUGAGGAGACUGCGUCGGCCGAGGAGCAGAAGCAGGCUCCGGAGGGAGCAGAGCAAGACACGCUCGUGACGCCCACAACAACGACAGAAGAAGCCGAGCCUGCCGAGCCUGCACCUGCGGCAACAGUUACUGAGGAGACUCCCACCGUAGUCGAGGACGAGGAAGAUGUGGAGAGGGUCAAGGAUGAGUUGUAG
Microbotryum saponariae is the source of this 3453-nucleotide messenger RNA. NCBI's taxonomy places the organism in Eukaryota, Fungi, Basidiomycota, Microbotryomycetes, Microbotryales, Microbotryaceae. The record is from the annotation of a GenBank genome assembly.